Debaryomyces tyrocola is the source of this 2250-nucleotide messenger RNA. The record is from the annotation of a GenBank genome assembly. Lineage: Eukaryota; Fungi; Ascomycota; Pichiomycetes; Serinales; Debaryomycetaceae.
AUGACGUACCAAUACCAAGAUCAACUUCAAAAGUUACCAAUACCAGAUUUACAAGAAACAUGCAAGAACUAUUUGAAUGUUUUAGAACCAUUACAAACGGAAAGGGAGCAUGAAAGAACCAAGGAGGCUGUUAGACUGUUUUUACUAGGAGGAAACGGAGAAUACUUGGAUAAAGAACUUCGGAAAUACAGUGAGGGACGUAGUUCUUAUAUUGAGCAGUUCUGGUACGAUUCAUACUUGAACUAUGAUUCGCCUGUGGUGUUGAAUUUAAAUCCAUUCUUUCUUUUGGAAGAUGACCCUUUCCAUAACGAGUCUAUGAGUGUCAAUCCACAGGUCAAGAGAGCUGCAUCGUUGACAUUAUCGUCGUUGAAGUUCAUCAGGGCCUUAAAAAACGAAACUUUGCUGGUGGACAAGACCAGAACCGGCCAACCUCUUUGCAUGUACCAGUAUUCUAAGUUAUUUGGGGCGUCGAGAAUUCCCACCGACGAUGGUUGUGUCAUGCAAACAGAUGUUAAUUCGAACCACAUAGUUGUCAUGAGCAAGUCGCAAUUCUAUUGGUUUGACGUGUUGGACAAGAACAACAAUUUGAUCUUGUCGGAGCUGGAGUUGAUUGUCAAUUUCACAUCCAUCAUUCAAGACUCAUUAAAUACAUCGAUCAGCGAGAUUGCUAAAUCUUCCUUUGGGGUAUUGACUACCGAAAAUAGAAGAGUUUGGGCCAAAAUAAGAAACAGCGGUACUAUCACCGACAACGCUAAUAAUAACGAAAUUUUGAGCAUUAUUGAUUCUGCAUUAUUCGUUUUAUGUCUUGAUGACUUAAGAUUAGAAAACUUGUCAGACUUGGCUAAGAACAUGUUGUGUGGAUUGUCAAUAUUAGAUAAGGGAGUCCAGGUUGGUACCUGUACCAACAGAUGGUAUGAUAAAUUACAAAUAAUCGUCACCCAAAAUGGUAAAGCGGGUAUUAACUUCGAACACACAGGUGUUGAUGGUCACACAGUUUUAAGGUUUGUAAGUGACAUCUAUACAGACUCUAUCUUAUCGUUUGCACAGUCCAUCAAUGGCCACGCCCCUUCAUUGUGGAGUGAUGAUUCGUCGUCAAAGAAUGAUUUUGAUCAAGAGUUAGUUACAAUUCCGAGAAAAUUGGAAUGGGAGCUAACUCCGGAUUUAUCUUUGGCAUUAAGAUUCGGGGAAACUAGAUUAUCGGAUUUGAUUAAUCAAAAUGAGUUCAAACAUUUGGAAUUCAAGAAUUACGGUUCCUCAACUAUUAAAAAAAUGAAAUACAGUCCUGAUGCUUUUGUUCAAAUGGCAUUUCAAGUCACUUAUUACGCUUUAUAUGGUAAGGUUGAAUGCACUUAUGAGCCAGCUAUGACAAAGAAUUUUUUUCACGGCAGAACUGAAGCUGUUAGAACCGUAUCUCAAGAGUCAAACUUGUUUGUUCGUAAGUUUUUUGAUCUGACCGUAUCAAAUAAAGACAAGCUUUCAUACUUAACGAGUGCAUGUACAAAGCACGCUCAACAGACCAAGCAAAGUUCUAUGGGUAAAGGAAUUGACAGGCACUUAUAUGCACUUUUCUGCAUUUGGAAAAGAUACGUUGAUUCUAGUGACUACAAAGCGAUAGACUUAGAGCAUGACACUCUUGAUAAUCAAAGAUCUUCCAUACUGACACUUGUUGACGAUGACAAUGAAACCCAUUCUUCGGACACUACAAUUGGUAAUAAUUAUAACAACUGUAAGAACGAUUUAACUGAAUUACCAUCUAUAUUUGCUGACUCGGGUUGGGAUAAGUUGAAUAAUACAGUUUUAUCUACUUCAAACUGUGGUAACCCAGCAUUGAGGUUAUUUGGUUUCGGUCCAGUAUCGGCUAACGGGUUUGGAUUGGCAUAUAUUAUUAAAGACGAUUCUAUUUCGAUAUGUGCUGCAUCAAAACAUAGACAAACUGAAAGAUUUUUGGUUACCUUAGAGCUGUACUUGAACGAGAUUUAUAGCAUUUUUCAAGAGUCUAGUAAGGAACAAAUUGAAUCACCAAUCGAUACCAAGAUUAAAACGACUACACAAUUACUGGCUCCUAGACCAUCAUUGGUUCAAAAGAAGUCAACAGUAUCUAAUUUAUUAGGUGGUUAUGGUUACUUCGACAUGGGUGAUAAUGAUAUGAAAUCGAGAGGUCCUAGUCCUGAACCUCCUUUCCUUAACAGAAAUAACAGUGGUUUCUCGGUUAGGGAAAUUGGCAAGAAAUUAAGAUUAUCUGAAUAUUAG